Aspergillus pseudonomiae is the source of this 2444-nucleotide messenger RNA. Its product is annotated as serine/threonine-protein kinase. NCBI's taxonomy places the organism in Eukaryota, Fungi, Ascomycota, Eurotiomycetes, Eurotiales, Aspergillaceae. Gene Ontology annotation, biological process: peptidyl-serine phosphorylation; intracellular signal transduction. The transcript has 9 exons. Bases 532 to 2232 code for a protein of 566 amino acids. The record is from RefSeq and is a predicted model, not a curated record. Gene Ontology annotation, molecular function: protein serine/threonine kinase activity; ATP binding.
AGGGAAAAAGAAAAAGAACACGACCUAAACAUGCGGCCCGUUCGCUUUUUCUCUGACGGAAGGCUUUAAGGUUACUAACUAUCAAACUACUCCGUUUUAGGGGCUGCCGCUCUCUCUCUCACGUCGUCUUGCUUCAAUCCACCAAAAUCGCCUCUCCUCAGUCCUCUCUCCGCCUCACGCACGUCCUGCUUCACCUCCGAGCUUUGGACGCAGUGUCUGUCUAAGGAAUUUCUCUGAUUUCCGAAGCCAUUGCAUCUUACUGAGGAUCUGAUUCAACUAGACUCCGUCUGUUUUCUACUUAAUACAGCCCCUUCACCUCGCCUCGUCAUUUCGGCCGGUCCGUCUUUUCAUUGCCUUCCCUCAGACUCGCCUCUCUCUUGUCUUUUCAUUCCGAUUCCGCCGACAGUCGAAUACAUAAAGCCGAACUUGUGCUACGCCGACGCAUACAAUAAGUACUAGGCUCGUGUGGGAUGUGGUCUGAAGUUACUCCGACGAACUCUUUCUAGCCUCUGUCGUCACACAACUUUCUCAAUGGGGAAUUCGCAGGGGAAGCCGGUGUGCUCCACCGAUGAAGUCAACCUGAACCAAUUCCGAUUACUUCGAGUGGUCGGGAAAGGUGCUUUCGGAAAGGUUCGUAUCGUGGAGAAAAAGGAUACCGGGUUGACAUUUGCGCUCAAAUACAUCCGAAAAGAAGAAGUGGUUCGGUCGGAAAGUGUACGGAAUAUUAUCCGUGAACGGAGAAUGCUCGAGCAUUUGAACCACCCAUUCCUGUGCAACUUAAGAUACAGCUUCCAAGAUAUAGAGUAUAUUUAUAUCGUGGUGGAUCUAAUGAAUGGUGGUGAUCUACGGUUCCACAUCUCAAGGAAAUGCUUUACAGAAGAAGCAGUGCGCUUUUGGGCGGCUGAACUCGGGUGUGCUCUGAGAUAUAUCCACUCGCAAGGCAUCAUUCAUCGGGACGUGAAGCCGGACAAUGUGCUCCUGGACUCCGAAGGACACGUCCACUUGGCUGAUUUCAAUGUGGCUUCGGACUUUCGUCCCGGAAAGCCUCUCACUAGUAAAUCGGGGACCCUGGCAUAUCUUGCGCCCGAAGUAUACGAGGGCGGCGGAUACUAUUGCGAAGUCGACUGGUGGUCCCUGGGUGUAACGUUCUACGAAUGUAUCUACAACAAGCGACCAUUUGAAGGUCGUAGCCAGGACGUAUUAAGCGAAAACAUAAAGAAAGCCCAGCCGAAGUACUAUGUCACUAAUCCGGCAGUCUCGGUUCCAUGUUUGCGAGCGAUGGGUGCAUUCAUGGAGAAGGACCGAAGCAAACGGAUUGGCGCCUCCAGUUGGGAGAGUUUUAUCUCUCACCCCUUCUUCGCUGAAAUCGAUUUUGUAGCGCUUGAGCGCAAGGAAGUCCCGCCUGUGUUCAGGCCCUCUAGCGAUAAGACAAACUUUGACGCCACAUAUGAUCUGGAGGAGUUGCUUCUUGAGGAGGCGCCACUCGAGGCCAGAGCUCGCCGACAGAAACCACGAGCAGAAUUAAGAGAAGACGCUACAGCGAAGGAAAUCAGAGAAGAUGAGCUUCACCGUCUGAUUGAAACUAUGUUCGAGCCAUUUGAUUACACGACCGUGACUUUCCAAGGAAAUGCCGCGGAAGCUAUUGCAGCGUCGAAGAACCCCGAAGACUGCCUUCCCCCAACUGGCUCGACGCACUCCCGACAGUAUUCGCAGACCGAUUCUUCGAGAAACUCGCCUCCCUUGCGCAACAAUGAUGGGUCAGUGAGCCGACUGACUCAGCCUGAAACACCGUCACCCCACGGUGAGACCGUGGAUCAUCAGGAUUCUAUCCCGAACAAUGCUCCUACCUCUCCCACCUCCCACCCACAGCCGCCACCCUCACCAGCCCCACAGUUCCAUCGUCCAUUCCAUCCCCAGCCUCACCCUGCGGCCAACAAUCUCCCCCCAACCAACCCCAACCCUGUGCCUGGUCGUCCGAGGGGAGCAACACGGAAAACAAGCAAAGGUGGUGGUGUGCAGAUGGUGCUCGAGGAAGCAGGCAGUUGGAGUGAAUUGGCUGAUCAAAGCUCGACCCUCCCAGCCGAAGGUUAUGAUGCCGGUUCUAUCAAAGGAAAAUCCUCGAACAGCGGAAUGCUGUCCUUCCUGAGCCGGAAGAAGGGCCGUGACAGGAGUCCAAAGCCACAGGAGCCAGGUGUUCUGGGCAAAGAAGGAGCUAGACAGAUCAUUAGCUGAGGAGGACAUGGAUCAAUUUAAGUUGCAGGGGCGACAUGACGCGCCUUGCCUUCCGUCGGCCUCGACUCUUGAGCCAGCCGGGCAAGCAUCGGCCUGUCGAAAUGGAAUCCCCCUCCUCUUACAGCAUUGAACAGAUCGCUGACAUGUUGCACCACUGGCUGGCCCAACUAAGAUUGGUCGCAUCAUGGCGUCUAAUGCAAUAUAUCUUGCGA